GUUUUUGCUGAGCCUUCCAUCAGCCUGUUCACCCUGGAAUGCUGCAAGGGCAGAGAGCUGCACUUCAGUGAACCUGUCAGCUCUGUUCUGAAUGAGGACCUUCAUUUUUACACUCAGUCUGUGUGGGUGAGGAGUGGACUGUGGAUUGCGUACGAGGGAUGUAAUUUUUUAGGAAGGCAGAUUCUGCUGGAGCCCAGUGAGAUUUCAAACUGGAAUGAACACAGUGGCUGGAAAGUAAUUGGUUCCCUUCGUCCCAUGAAGCAGCCUGCAGUGUACCUGAGGGUGAGGAACCGAGCCCAGGGGCGGUACCUGACGGUGGCUGGGAGCCUGGCAGACGUCAGAGCAACCUCAGUGUGUGCAUCCCCCUACAACGGCAGGAACACCCAGGUCUGGCACUACUGCAGGGGGCUCUUCAAGUCCAGGGCCAACAAUGCCUGUCUGGAUGUCAUUGGUGGCAGAGACGUGCCUGGGGCCAAAGUUGCCCUCUGGGCAGAGCAUGGGAAGGACAGACAGAAGUGGAGACUCAACGAGGAUGGAACCAUCAGUUCAUACCUCAGUGAACAACUGGUCCUUGAUAUUAAAGGAGGAAAUUAUUAUGACAAGAACCACAUCAUUAUGAAUCAGCCAGUAGAAGACAGACCUUCACAGAAAUGGGAUAUAGAAAUAUUGUAAAACCCACCCCACAGAUGGACCUUCUGUGGGCUAUUAACAUCUUAGAGGGGGGAAAACAAGACCCCAGCUACUGAAGUCACACACCACUGAAACCAUAAGCAGCAACUCCUCUCUACUUUCCUUCAUACCAAGCACCAACUCUUUGAAGAACUGAAUUUUGCACAAAUCUGGAGGAGGAGAUGUUGAUCCAAUGUCUCUCUACAGGGAAGUUGAUUUUUCGGAGGCUGCUCCUAUGAAAGUCACUUAUUAGUCUUCAUCUGCAGUAUGAAAGGUAUAAAAGUAUAAAAGACUAGACAUAGGUUUUGCAGUAUAGGAACUGCAAGAGAUAACAUGGGAAAGGCUCUUCAGAGAUGUUGUCUUUACCUUCCUCACACUGAUGGAAGCUCCUUGAGGAAUGAAUGCACUGGUGAGCUUGAAAGAAGGGGAGUUGGACUUUCAUGUCCCAAGCGAAACUGUUUGGGCUCCAGGCAAUCCUGAAGCUCAAAUCUUGCUCAAAUGCAAUUUAUUUUGUUCAUAAAGACAAGUUUGAAUUGGAAUUCCAGCUCAGCAUGUGAAAUGAGGUGAUAGAGAAAGCCUGACACUCACCCCCUCAGUGUUACUGGUCGGCCUUUGCCUUCCCUCGUUUUCACUGUACCAAAUUCCCAGAUCCAGGAACUGGUUUUGC
Messenger RNA from Pipra filicauda (Wire-tailed manakin), 1336 nucleotides. RefSeq names its product beta/gamma crystallin domain-containing protein 3-like. Lineage: Eukaryota; Metazoa; Chordata; Aves; Passeriformes; Pipridae. The transcript has 5 exons. The record is from RefSeq and is a predicted model, not a curated record. Gene Ontology annotation, molecular function: structural constituent of eye lens. Gene Ontology annotation, biological process: lens development in camera-type eye; visual perception. The annotation marks the transcript as partial.